Molecule: messenger RNA, 1506 nt
Organism: Microdochium trichocladiopsis
Lineage: Eukaryota; Fungi; Ascomycota; Sordariomycetes; Xylariales; Microdochiaceae
Exons: 1
Coding region: 1-1506 (501 amino acids)
Source: RefSeq, a predicted model, not a curated record
AUGGCUGGCACGGGACACCCGAUGUCCAUGUCCAUGCCCAACCGCGCCAUGUCCAUGCUGCCAAACCCAUUUUCGAGUUUCAGUCGGCAGCAUCGUCAAGCUGAUGACAAGACUUUCAACCUGUGCGAACACCUCGAAACGCAGCCAAUUGACCCCCAGGCCACCUCGCCCUUCUACAAUGGCCGGAUCCCCGCCGAAAUCCGGACCCUGAUAUUCCAGUACGCACUUACAGGAUCCCCCGCACCGCACGCCAAGCAGUUCACCCACGAUCCACAUGUCCGUUAUGAUCACGAACCCGUGCCUGUCCUGGACGACCUCCUCCCCAUUUCCCAGCCCUUCCGGAAGACCAGCUACCUCGUCACUGAGCGGGGCUUCCACAAUGACGAAUGCCGGCAGGUCGGCGAGGGCUUCGACUGGCUGCGGCCUGACAACACGCGGCCCGUGGUGGACCACUACAAUCUCCUCCUCACCUGCCGCCGGGUGUACCUCGAGACGCACAGCCUGCCGCUGCAGCAGAAGGAGUUUGUCUUCUACUGCAUCCGCGGCAACGACCCAGACGCCGCGUACUACACCGGCGAUCCGCAGUCCUAUCUCGCCCAGCGGCUGAGCAGGCCCGCUCCCGGGAUCCUCCCCGGAGGACAGCCCGGAGAGCCGAGAAAGCAGCAGCGGGACUUGUACCCGCGCCAAGUGAGGCUGUUGACCCAGCAGUACUGGCUCGAGGACACGCAUCACUAUCUCCAGAAUUCCACCUCGUGGCACCGGUACCCUUACUUCAUGGCUGACGACGCGGGAAUGAGCAACAGCAAGAUGUGGUGGGCGCCCCUGCGGCACCUGCGCAUCACGCUGCGCCGGUCAGACUGGUGGGACUGGGAGCGCAACCGCGCCCUCAAGAUCAGCCCUUACCGGCGGAGCGUGCGUGACCAGGCACAGAUGGCGUUGGACAUGGGCAGGACGAUGGCAUGGAGUGAGAUGAUGGCAGAGAGGCGGAGGAAGCGCGCCGUUGGUGAGGUUGCCCAGCCGGACGACUCCUGUGCUGGAGUCCAGGAGGACCAGCUCGGCUUAUUCGAGCCGGACUCUUGGGGCUUGGCGUUCCGCGAGAUGACGAAUCUCAGAACGCUCACCAUUGACUUUGAGACGGCGGAAGACAAGAAGGGCGAGAUGGACAAGAUUGUCGAGUGGGCUGUCAUGUGGCGUUUCCCCCUGGCACCAGGUCAUAAGCCAUCAGAGCUGAGCACUGCUACUGCUGAAGGGGGCAAAGACGCUGGGGAUACAGGUGAACAGUACAAGAGAUAUCUCUGUGCUGGAGGUCGUCCGGUCGAGAAGAUGAGCUGGAGAGGCAACAAGGCAUACUGGAGCAUGCGCUGUACGACUUGCCCCAAGGGCCAGCGCGAGGCAAAUGCGGCUUGCCCUGGUUGCCGUGAGAGGCAGAGGCUCACGGACAAUGGCCUAGGCCCGCGCCUAUAUGUUUGGACGGUCAAGUGGACCGCCAUGAGGGCGGAUGAGUGA